AAAUCUGGCAUCUCUGCGUCUUGCCAUUAAUGUUUUAACAGAAUACCUGUUCGAUAAUUGAACUCUUUGGCAAUAUUUUCAUUCACUUCAUAAGCUUGUUACAUAAAAUGUCAAAAAAUAGAAUUCAAUAUGAUCUGAACGCAAGUUUUGGUUUGAUGCCGAUUAUACAGUCGCUUAUUAAGCCUCCAGAUUCUAGUGAAUCUAAUCCUAAAAUAACUUUGAAGAAGUCCAGUCAUUCAUACUAUAAAAAACCAGGUCGCGGCCAUAACAAUGAUUCCUGUGAUUCCUGUGGGGAAGGCGGUGACUUGAUUUGCUGUGACAGAUGCCCUUCUAGCUUUCAUCUUGGAUGCCAUGAUCCACCGCUAGAUGAACAUAAAAUUCCAUAUGGGUUAUGGAUAUGUCACACUUGUAAAAUGAAAGAUUCCUCUUUAACGUUGAAAUAUAUAAAACUUGAUAAAAUAGCUUCUAAAUGCGAAUCACAUGAUUGUCGAGAAAAUCAAACAGAGUUAUUGCAAACUUUCAAGAACAAAAAAAUUCGUGUCCGCAGCAAUUCCUGUAAGAGCUCGCCUGAUAUGAUUGGAAUGGAGAAAGUUGCAAAAGGAGAAGGUUUCAAUAAUUGUCAGCAAGAACUUGACAUCUCAACAUUAUCUCCCAUGGACCAGCUAAUCCGGGCUGCACGAAUACUAAAUCCACGCCAAUUUGACUUACCACGAGAGUUAAAAGUUUACUUCCCGUUUCCAGGAACUGAAAAAUUGGAAGGAAUGUCCAAAAUCAAUGGAAAUGGUAAAAAAGGUGGUAAAGGAAAGAGGGUGUAUGAGUUAGAUAGUCAGGGACUAGUUCCUUUACCGGCUAAAACGUGCAACACUUGCGGAAGAUCAUGUCGCAAAGCGCCAUUGAUUGCAUGUGAUUAUUGCGACUCGUUUUAUCACCAGGAUUGUCUAGACCCUCCUUUGACAGCGUUACCGACGGCCAUGUGGAUGUGUCCGAAUCAUGUAGAACAGUUCAUUGACUGGAAAUUGGUUAAUUCAGUAUCCGCAACAGAACGCAUUAAACUAUGGAAUCAAUUCAAUACAGUAAUUGACCAAGACAGUAUCAAAAACGAAUUUUUCCGUAAAGUGAGUCGUCGAAAUCCCCCAUUCCGUAUUAAACAAAAAGCAGUUACCAGAGAUUACGUAGAAGUUCCAUCGAUUAUUGAAUACCAUUACAAAAAUCCUUCAGUUUUAUUUCCAUCUAUGCGUGAGAUAUUACGAACUAGAGAUACUGAUCCUAAUAAAGACUAUUCCCAGUUAUGCUACGACGAUACUCAAAUUUUGAUGAUGAUAGAUGCAGAAUUGAAAGCUAUUGGGGCAGCAGAUAACAGAAUGAACGAAAUCGAUAAAAAAACUAUGGAUCCGAAAAACAAGGAAAGAAAACUAAUUACUGAAACGGAAGAGCAAAUCGAAACAGCCAAUGGAGAUACCGCGAAAGGAAACGGCGGCGGUCGCAUCGAAAAACAAAUACCGUCAUCAAGAAAAAUACCUGCCUCCAAGUCAUUGAAAGGAGAGGAACAAAUUGUCGACAGUAAUAUUCUCAAAUCGCCUUUGGAAAGUGAGUAUGUAGAGGAAAGAAGAACUAAGCAUAUUGAUCUUGACGGUAUUGUCGAAAAGCAGACUGAUGUGCAAAAAGUGAACGAUGUGCUAUCUUGCUUUGAUAGUACAACUGUAAAAACACUCGCUUUUCAACGAUUACAGCAGAUUCUAAUAUCAGGUACCAUUAAAUUGGACAAUUUUCCGAAAAAUAUGGAGAAAGCGGAUCGAGAAAUUGUCAAAGUAGAGGAUUUUUCUCUGCCGUUACCAAGUCAACUUCUUACAAAAGACGAUAUUGAACGAAUUGCAAAAGAAUUUACCAGCCCCAAACGAGAAAAUGAAGCUACUGAUAAUCAGUUGAAUGAUCUCGGUGCUGUAUCAAAAAGAGUUGAUAUUAAACAAAAUUUCACUGACGAGUUUUUAACCGAUCAUCAAAAAAUAUGCUUACUGUCUAAAAAUGUAAAAGAAAUAGUUAGGCACAAAGACAUACGUACUCGUGCAGUCAUAACUCCGAUCGACAUUAAAAUCAAAGAUAAAAAUUGGUUCGAAACACCAGAUCUUUCACUUUCUUGUUAUAUGCGCUAUCGGUCAUUGUCAGUUGGUAGCGGACAAGGUAAUGAUGUUCAAUUAACGAAAUAUGGAAAUUGCCAAUAUAUUUCAGAUAAACAUGCAACUAUAUUCUAUGAUGAGGUAACUAGAAUGUAUGAAUUACUCAACUAUUCGGAAUUUGGUACUGUAGUUAAUGGGCAGCAUUACACAUGCGAUUUUACAAAUUACGCAGUAGAAAAGGAAUACACAGACAACAGCCACACGGCAGCGAAAAAAUCGAAAAAAGAAGAUUGCGACGAUUCUACCAAAGAUCGUAAAUUUAGUAAGCAAAAGAUUCGACAAGAGAUAAGCAGUUUGGUUGAGUUUUCUCGCAAAUGCAAUUAUCAUACUAAUAAUCUUUCUUCGAAUAUUCGAAUGGCAAGCAUUUCACAACCAAAAUGUACAUGCCCUCAGAGAAGCUUGGAAAAUUACGGCUGGGAAGGAACAGCUCUACUUUAUCAUGGUACCUUAUUACAAUUUGGUUGUCUAUCGUUUGUAUUUAGUAUAACGGAUUAUGAUUGCAUUGCUGAAGAAUUCGAAGAAACAGAUAAUCAAUCGGAUGAUGAUAUUUGAAAUAAGAGCAUUCAGCGUUUAUUUAGCGAUUUAUUAUGCUUUUUUCGUGAAAAAUAAAAUGAAAUAACUAAUAAACGUUUCUGACAAGUAAGUUCUUUUGUGCCGAGUUUCAAACAUACCAUUCAAUAGAACUGAACCUUGAAUGGGCUUACAGACAAAUCAGUGAAUAAAUAGCGGUCACAAUCA
Molecule: messenger RNA, 2912 nt
Organism: Wyeomyia smithii (pitcher-plant mosquito)
Lineage: Eukaryota; Metazoa; Arthropoda; Insecta; Diptera; Culicidae
Product: PHD finger protein 12
Exons: 7
Coding region: 108-2726 (872 amino acids)
Biological process (GO): negative regulation of transcription by RNA polymerase II
Cellular component (GO): nucleus; Sin3-type complex
Molecular function (GO): protein binding; transcription corepressor activity
Source: RefSeq, a predicted model, not a curated record